This is a messenger RNA of Penicillium waksmanii, 744 nucleotides long. RefSeq lists its product as uncharacterized. The transcript has 2 exons. Lineage: Eukaryota; Fungi; Ascomycota; Eurotiomycetes; Eurotiales; Aspergillaceae. The coding region runs from base 1 to 744 and encodes 247 amino acids. The record is from RefSeq and is a predicted model, not a curated record.
AUGGUAUGCUCCGCACUGGCAAUGUACAACGCCCUCCUGCUUCUCACCCUCAUCUUCGCGAUAUUUGAACGGCGCAGAGGCCUCUACUUCUGGAGCCUUUCCCUCGCGUCCUUUGGAAUCAUUCCAUACUGUGUUGGCUGGCUUAUUGAUUUCUUUAACCUUACACCGGACUGGGCUGGUAUGAUUCUCGCUCAAAUCGGAUGGACCCUUUUGGUAUCAGGCCAGUCUAUGGUACUCUAUUCACGAUUACACCUGGUUCUCCGCGUGCUACUGUGGAUGAUAAUCGUUAACGGCAUUAUUUGGCACACUUCUAUUACGGUGCUUGUAUUCGGAUCCAAUUACAGCCCCGUGCAAAACCAAGAUGGGUUCAAUGCCGUUUUCAACGUACUAGAAAAAGUCCAAAUGACCUGUUUCUGUGUCCAGGAGUUCAUACUCUCCGGGUUUUACAUCUGGAAGACGUGGGAACUUCUUGGGACGACGUUUGGUUGCGAGCUACGGUUUAUUCGACAGCUUUUUGCUAUUAACGUCUUCAUUGUUGCUAUGGACAUUGCUCUACUCGCUAUCGAAUACAAGAGUCUGUUCCUCUGGAAGCAAGGGGUUAAAGCUGUCACCUACUCCAUCAAGCUCAAGCUGGAAUUCGCGAUUUUGGGUCAGCUUGUCGAAUUCGUGAAGCAUCGAGGCCGCACCGCUUCAGUUGCCUGGGGAGACAAUGUUGGUGCUUGCUGCGUUCGUGGAGCUGUCUAG